Molecule: messenger RNA, 1110 nt
Organism: Lottia gigantea (owl limpet)
Lineage: Eukaryota; Metazoa; Mollusca; Gastropoda; Lottiidae
Exons: 6
Coding region: 1-1110 (369 amino acids)
Source: RefSeq, a predicted model, not a curated record
AUGGCAGUUAAUUGUCAUUUUGUUGUUUACUUUGGACUAGUGUUCUUAUAUUCAACUGUAGCAGACAUCACAGUCCACCCACAAGAAGAUUUUAAUACUGCUCAAGCAGAUUGUUCUGGCAGAGGCUUGUCUCUACCAGUGGCCGAAACGUAUGAAGAGUACGAGCUGCUACUGCAGUACUUGAAUGACAAUAAUAUUAAUACUAACGUUUGGCUUGGUCUGAAAGUUCCAGAUGGUGAAACCCGGUUUAAAUGGGUAAACGAUGGGUACAAAGAGGGUGGAUAUUUACAAACUGAAUGGGCUGAUGACGAGCCAAAUAAUCUGGACGUACCCGAAUCUUGUGUGCGAUUGAAGUCGGAUGAUGAUUUUAAGUGGAACACCAGAGAUUGUACUAAAGAGUCAGAAUUUAUUUGUGUUAAUUAUUCUAAAUCAGAUACCGAUUUUGAAUUAUUUACCACACAAAAGAACUAUGGGGAAGCACGCCAAUUCUGUCAAGGCAGAUCAAAAGAUUUACCCAUGUUGAAAACGCGAAACCAGUACGAUUUGAUUCUAGAUAAGAUAAAUACUGAUUCAAGCAUAAAAAAUAUUUGGAUCGGUAUGAUGUUUGUUGGAUCACAGGAUGAUGACUAUCGAGAGUUUAAAUGGUUUGAUGGUGAACGAAUUGAUACGGCUGAUUGGGACACUUCCGCUUCCGGUUCAUGUGUUUACAUGGAUUCGUCUGAUUCAUUUAAAUGGAAGCCAGUAUCGUGUUCCACAGCGAGGUCAUAUGUCUGUACACCAACGUUUAGAAUUCACAAUGCGUACUCUAUUGAGAAUAAAGCUAUUGGUAACUUCAGACUACAGAGCGAAUUGUUUGUUCUAUCAAUGGCUUACAGACGAGCAAAUAUUUCUCAAGGGUCUGGAUAUCUACUGGAGGCAGACGAGAGUGGAGCACAUUUUUUAACGAAUCGCCGGCAUAAAGUUAAGUUAAUUAUUUACGCCGGAGAUUCCAUUUGCUUGCCCGUGUCCGGAGUACUUUACGGGCGAUCGAUACUUAUAAACCAGUUUGACGUGGUGUUGAUAUCGUGUGUAUCCAAAAUUGCUGCCUCUGCCUUUGUACCGAUUCCAUGA